This is a messenger RNA of Podarcis muralis (Common wall lizard), 5692 nucleotides long. Lineage: Eukaryota; Metazoa; Chordata; Lepidosauria; Squamata; Lacertidae. The record is from RefSeq and is a predicted model, not a curated record.
GUGACUGUCGGGCCGGCCCCGGUUCGGAGACGGCGGAGUGUGCCCGGGUGGCGGCGGCGGCAGUGGCGCCGCAGCGGCAACGGCCCCGCUAUGUGGCUGGGCCCGGAGGAGGUGCUGCUGGCCAACGCGCUGUGGGUGACGGAGCGGGCCAACCCCUUCUUCCUCCUGCAGCGGCGGCGGGGCCACGGCAAGGGGGGCGGCCUGACGGGCUUUCAAAUCAGCAGGCUCUUCUUGACUUGGGAUCCCGCCCCGCCCCAACCACCAACACAGGGCUGCUUGUGGGAACCUUGGAUGUGGUUUUGGACUCAAGCGCUAGGGUUGCUCCUUACAGAAUUUUACAUCAGACACAGGAUUCUCAAAUCUAUUGGGCAGUGGCAUGUGGUUCAUCGCGUAAGGAAAUAACAAAACACUGGGAAUGGCUAGAAAAUAACCUGCUUCAGACACUUUCUAUCUUUGACAAUGAAGAAGAUAUCACUACCUUUGUCAAGGGCAAGAUACAUGGCAUUAUUGCUGAAGAAAAUAAGAAUCAGCAGCCUCAGGGGGAAGAAGAUCCUGGUAAAUUUAAAGAAGCUGAACUGAAGAUGCGUAAACAGUUCGGAAUGCCUGAAGUAGAGAAACUAGUGAAUUACUAUUCCUGCAGCUAUUGGAAAGGGCGUGUCCCUAGGCAAGGCUGGCUGUAUCUGACUGUUAAUCACCUUUGUUUCUAUUCUUUCCUUUUAGGCAAAGAAGUCACCUUAAUAGUCCAGUGGGUAGAUGUAACCCAGCUGGAGAAGAAUGCCACCCUUCUAUUCCCUGAAUGCAUCAAAGUGAGUACCAGGGACAGUGAGCUCUACUUCUCUAUGUUCCUCAACAUCAACGAGACCUUCAAGUUAAUGGAACAGCUGGCUAACAUUGCCAUGCGGCAACUAUUUGAUAAUAAAGGGUAUGUGGAGGACAUGUUGCUUCCUAAGCCCAGCAAGCCUCUCAAAAAUAUUUCAGCACUCAAAAGAGAUUUGGAUGCUCGAGCCAAAAAUGAAUGGUACCGUGCUUCAUUUCGACUUCCUAAGGAUGAACGUCUUGAUGGGCAUACAGAUUGUACUUUGUGGACCCCAUUCAACAAAAUUCACAUUCCUGGACAGAUGUUUGUUUCCAACAACUAUAUUUGUUUUGCUAGCAAGGCAGAGGAGGCUUGCCAUCUCAUAAUACCACUCAGGGAGGUCACAAUUGUUGAAAAAGCUGACAGUUCCAGUGUAUUGCCUAGCCCACUGUCCAUCAGCACCAAAAGCAAAAUGACCUUCCUUUUUGCUAACCUGAAAGACCGUGAUUUCCUGGUGCAGAGAAUCUCUGACUUCCUGCAGAAAACUCCGUCCAAGCAAUCCUGUAACAAUGGAGGAGGACGGAAGAAGAGCUGUGGUGACAAUGCACACGAGGAAAUUUCAGAACUGUCUCCCAGCAGCCCACUUGCAGCCAGCCCUGUCUCACCUCUCAACAAUCAGCUGGCCAAUUUUUGCACAGAUGAAGUACCAACAGCAUCCCAGGGACUGCUUAAACUGUUUGGGAGCAACACUGAGGAGCUCAUUGGACCAAAAGGGGCAAAGGAGACAAUGAAAGAGGAGUCAUGGAACAUUCAUUUUUUUGAGUAUGGGAGAGGAAUGUGUAUGUAUCGCACAGCCAAGACCCGUGAACUGGUGCUAAAAGGGAUUCCAGAGAAUCUUCGUGGAGAGCUGUGGCUCCUAUUUUCAGGAGCCUGGAACGAGAUGGCUACUCACCCUGGGUAUUAUGCAGACAUGGUGGAACAGUCACUGGGAAAGUAUAGCCUUGCUACAGAGGAAAUAGAACGAGACUUACAUCGAUCAAUGCCAGAGCACCCUGCCUUCCAGAAUGAGCUGGGGAUUGCUGCACUUCGAAGAGUACUGACAGCAUAUGCUUUUCGGAAUCCCACAAUUGGCUACUGCCAGGCCAUGAACAUUGUGACAUCAGUACUGCUUCUGUACUGUAAUGAAGAAGAAGCUUUCUGGCUCCUUGUGGCCCUGUGUGAGAGGAUGCUGCCAGAUUAUUAUAACACCAGAGUGGUUGGUGCCUUGGUAGACCAGGGCAUCUUUGAGGAGCUCACACGGGACUGUCUUCCCCAGCUGUCUGAGAAGAUGCAAGACCUAGGAGUCAUUUCCAGCAUAUCGCUUUCUUGGUUCCUCACACUCUUUCUCAGCGUCAUGCCUUUUGAAAGUGCUGUGGUCAUUGUUGACUGUUUCUUCUACGAAGGCAUCAAGGUCAUCUUGCAGGUAUCUCUGGCCAUCCUGGAUGCCAACAUGGAGAAGCUGCUUAACUGCUGUGAUGAAGGCGAGGCCAUGACUGUCUUGGGCAGGUACCUGGACAACGUAGUUAAUCGACAAAAUGUUUUCCCACGUAUUCCCCACCUCCAUGCCUUAUUGACAAGUGGGGAUGAUCCACCAGUUGAAAUUGAUAUCUUUGAACUUAUAAAAACAGCCUAUGAGAAAUUCGGCCAUUUGAAAGCAGAUGACAUUGAGCAGAUGCGCUUUAAGCAGAGAUUGAAAGUGAUCCAUUCUUUAGAGGACACAGCUAAGAGAAGUGUGGUCCGAGCUAUAUCUGGUGACAUUGGUUUUUCUAUGCAAGAAUUAGAAGACCUCUAUGUAGUAUUUAAGGCAAAACACCUAAUGAGCUGUUAUUGGGGAAAUCACACUGUAUCUGCCCAGCGAGACCAGAGCCUGCCCUACUUAGAGCAGUACCGCAUUAACAUGGAGCAGUUCAAGGAGUUGUUUGCAUCUCUUACUCCUUGGUCUUGUGGCCUCCACACACCAGUGCUAGCAGAAAGAAUGUUCCGACUGUUGGAUGAGAACAAAGAUGCACUAAUUAACUUCAAGGAGUUUGCAACAGGGAUGAGUGGAAUGUAUCAUGGUGAUCUGACUGAGAAGCUAAAACUUCUUUACAAACUACACCUACCUCCAGCUCUGAGCCCAGAGGAAGCAGAGUCUGCUCUGGAGGCCGCGCGUUACUUCACAGAAGAUAAUGCUACAGAAGCAUCUCCCUUUGUCUCAGAACUGGAUCUCUUCCUGCAUUGUGAUUCUCAAGAAGCAGCUAUGCAGGAAGAGAAAGCACCAAGAGAUGGGAACCCCAAAGACCAAGAGGAAAAGGGCACCAGUCCCCAAGAUUACAGAUACCACCUGCGAAUUUGGGCCAAGGAAAAAGAUUCCAAAAAAGAAACUAUCAAAGAUCUUCCUAAAAUGAGUCAGGAGCAAUUUAUAGAGCUCUGCAAGACACUUUACAAUAUGUUCAGUGAAGACCCCGUGGAGCAAGAGCUGUACCAUGCCAUUGCCACUGUUGCCAGCCUUCUCCUGCGCAUUGGGGAGGUAGGCAAAAAGUUCUCCCACCAGCCUGCUAAGAAAGGUGAUGACUUAAAAGCAAACAGCGUUCAGGACCCAGUAAGUGAAGAAGAGUCUCCAACAUCUGACCAGAGUCAGAAUUCAACUGUGGAGCAGUAUUCCCAAGCUACUCCAGAAGAAAAGGCUUCUGGAGACAUUCAGGUUGAGAAACAGCAACAGGAAAACCAGAUUUUGGUAGAUGGAGGUGGUGAGGGUCCAGGAUCUCCAAUACAGCUGUUUUCAGAUGAUGAAACUAAAGACGAUAUGUCCAUGUCUUCAUACUCCAUGGUCAGCACAGGCUCUCUGCAGUGCGAAGAUAUUGCAGACGAUACAGUGCUGGUCGGUUGUGAGGCUGGCAGUUCAGCUGCGCGAUAUGGCAGUACCAUUGACACAGACUGGUCCAUUUCCUUUGAACAGAUCUUGGCCUCCAUGCUUACAGAGACAGUACUGGUAAACUACUUUGAGAAGAAAGUUGACGUUGCACAGAAGAUCAAGGAACAAAAGAAAGUGGAGAGGCAGUUCAGUGCAUCCAGUGAUUAUGAACUUACCUCAGUAUCAGGCUGAACUCAAGAGAGAGGUGUAAAUAAUAGAGGCAGGAGAACUAGAAACCUGGCAGAUAGCUGGACACUUGUUUUUUGUUUUUUACCAACACCUACAACUACCCAACAAUUAAAGUCACUUCAGCUGAGUAAGGGACUUAUCACAAUGACUCUUUGGUAUAGAUACCUCCCUGGAGGACACCUUGCUUGCUGUGCUUACAUUACAUUCUCAAAAGCAUGAAAGCCAUUAGAACCUAAUAGCCUCUGUGGCCUAGAAUUACUAUGGUAAAUUAUGCAUGUGUGCCUCUGCCUAUCUUUCUUUAAUGAAGCUUGAUUUCAGUCACACUAUUGCUUUAGGUUCCUUGGUAGUUGCUCACAAGAAAUGCAGCCUAGCUUGAAUUCCUUCCUCUGUAUCUUUGGCUGCCUCCCUGUGACCUUAACGCCAUGUAUCAAAAUGCUGUAGAGAUCCCCAGCCUGCCUGAGAGAGCCUUGUUAGGAACCUAGAAGCUACGCAGUAACUAGUCAGAAGUAAAGGAUGUUAUGCUCUGUUACGCCUGGCAUCCUGCCGCUAGAAUGUACCAGUGUCUUGGGACAACUGGUUUCUAUCCCAGAUGAUAUACCAUCACAGUAGCAUGUGGUUUUCAACACUGCCCAAGAAAGAUGCAUCCUAGUAUGUUAUAGCCCAGUUUUAACUCUUCAGUGCCAUGUAAUUUUUUUGUUUUUUGUUGUUUUAAUUUCCCUGAAAGGGGGGGGGAGCAGUACUGAGAAUUGCAAAAGCUAUGGAGACUGGAGAGGGCAAAGUGAAUGCAAAAAUCCUGAGAAUUACAAGACACUGAUAAGAACGGAAUUCUUGGUGCUUUUGGGCAUUAGAGUGUUUACUUCAUAAUUUUUGAUGGUACAAGGGCUCAGAAAUGUGGGGUUUAAAGAAGUUAAUAAUAACGUGGAAGAUCUAAGCCCCUACACCAGUAAGCUAGUUAUCAUAAAUGACUUGCAUCACUGUACAGGCUGCUUAUCUGAUCUGUUUCUCACCAUGGUGGAAAGUGGAUCUAUUGCUUUUGUGUGUAUGCUGGGCUCAAGUAAUGCAAGUGUGUACACAGUUUAGGACUAAGCAGAAAGCAGAGAUUAGUCCAGUUUAUCUGAACCAACUAACCUACUGGCUACAUGCUGGUCCAGAAGUUCCACACCAUAGGAAUCCUGCUGGUUGUACCCUCCAAACAGUGUCUGUUACCUACUUUAUAAUGUUGUGUGGUGUUUAGACAACCUUCUUUUCCAGCGGCAUAAAGUGCAGUUAUGAGAUCUGUGCUCUGAGAAUCAGUUGUAGGCCUGAGGAAAACUGGAGCUCCAUUUUGGGAUUGAUAACUUCCCUAUGGGAAGGCAUUCACUCUAAAGAAGCACUAUUAUAUUUGUUUAUAUUUGUAUACCUGCUCAUCUCAUUGCAUAAUUAUUUUACUCAAUCAUAUGAGCACCAUUGAAACAGUGUGAAUGCUAGUGUGUGGUUGCUGUUGGACCAGUGAUGAAUAUGGAACAUACUGGCAGUUCAGAAAGAGCAAGAGUGAACUUGGAAUAUACAAGGAACACACCACAUGGUGCAAUACCCAGUGUUACUACAGUUUUGUGGCGUACUCUGUAUGUAUUCACAACCAGUAUUUGUUUUAAGACUGUCUUCUUAGCCAUGCACCUGGAGAGCUUUUACUAAUUCAGUAAUUUAUUGUAAUUUUUUUAAAAAAACAAAUUAAUGUGAUUUUACAUUGGUUUUUGUCUGAUCAAUCAUGUAUUCAAUAAAUGAACAGAAUCACA